AAGGCAACUCAGAGCUGAUUUGCUGAUUCCUGAGUCAGGGGGCUUUCAAAAACAGUGAAUGACGAGCCUGAUGGUGAGUUUUUACGACUGAGCCUGGGCCUGUUUUUCCCCUCGGCUGUCAGACAGCUUGGAUUUUUCCCCUCCCUCCUCCCAGCCAGCAAUAACAGGAGCAUCAGCCUCUGCAGCCAAGCUGGUGGGAUUUUGCUGAGCCAAUUUAAAGGCUUGUGGGACAGACUGUUUUUUAAAACUCACUGCUGUCAAGUUCUCUGGGCAAGUUUUGGUUCUUCUUUGCUGCUUCUUUUGGCAUUUUUGGACAGUGGGGAAGAAAGGAGAGCAACCAAUAGUGGGGACAAAAAUAAUUUGCAAAACAAGAAAAGAAAAAAAGGCAUAAAGUUUAUAAGGAUUGAAUAGCCCAGGUGAGAACUCCAGGACCACCACCAAUGCCUCUGGUACGAUCCCUCUCCGUCACCUCUCUCAAUGGGCUUCCUCAGUGGGAAGACGAAGACCUCCCAGUGGAGGAUUUAUUACUCUUUGAAGUGGCUUGGGAAGUUACUAAUAAAGUUGGCGGCAUCUACACCGUGAUCCAGACAAAAGCCAAAAUCACAUUGGAUGAAUGGGGGGAGAACUACUUCCUCAUUGGCCCUUAUUUUGAGCACAAUGUGAAGACGCAAGUGGAAGUCUGUGAACCUCCCAACGCAGCAGUGAAAAAGGCAAUGGAUACCAUGAAAGCCAGUGGGUGUCAGGUGUAUUUUGGCAGGUGGCUGAUAGAAGGAAGCCCGUAUGUGGUGCUGUUCGAUAUAGGGUCAGUGGCUUGGAAUCUGGACAGGUGGAGAGGGGAAUUCUGGGAUGCCAGUCAUAUUGGAAUUCCUUACCAUGACCGAGAAGCAAAUGACGCACUCAUCUUUGGGUCGCUAACCGCUUGGUUCUUGAAAGAGCUCUCUGAUCAAUUUGAAGACAGGCCUAACGUCAUUGCCCACUUCCAUGAAUGGCAAGCAGGGCCUGGGCUGAUCCUCUGUAGAUUCAGGAAGAUCCCCGUUGCAACCAUCUUCACAACUCACGCUACCCUGCUGGGAAGGUACCUGUGUGCUGCAAGCAUAGACUUCUACAACCACCUGGACCAGUUUGACGUAGAUAAAGAAGCAGGCGACAGACAGAUAUAUCACCGGUACUGCAUGGAACGUGCAUCAGUACAUUGUGCCCACGUGUUUACCACAGUCUCUCAGAUCACGGCCAUAGAAGCAGAGCACAUGCUCAAGAGAACAGCUGAUGUUGUCACUCCGAACGGCCUGAACAUUAAGAAAUUUUCAGCUAUGCAUGAAUUUCAGAAUUUGCAUGCCACUUGCAAAGCUAGGAUCCAAGAGUUCGUUCGAGGCCAUUUCUAUGGCCAUCUUGAUUUUAACCUUGAAAGGACUUUGUUUUUCUUCAUUGCCGGGAGAUACGAGUUCUCCAACAAAGGAGCUGACAUGUUUUUAGAGGCCUUAUCAAGAUUAAACUUCCUCUUGAGGGUGCACAGGAGUGAUGUCACAGCUGUGGUGUUCUUCAUCAUGCCAGCAAAUACUAACAAUUUCAAUGUGGAAACCCUGAAAGGCCAGGCGGUCCGAAAGCAGCUAUGGGACACUGCGCAUUCUGUCAAGGAAAAAUUUGGCAAAAAACUUUAUGAAGCACUGUUAAGAGGAGAAAUCCCUGAUAUGAACAAGAUCAUUGAUCGUGAUGACCUCACCAUCAUGAAACGGGCCAUCUAUUCAACUCAGCGACAGAGCCUUCCGCCAGUGACAACCCACAAUAUGACUGAUGAUUCCACUGACCCAAUCCUCAGCACUAUUAGACGUAUCGGCCUUUUCAACAAUCGGACAGAUCGAGUUAAGGUGAUAUUGCACCCUGAAUUCCUUUCUUCAACCAGCCCCUUAUUGCCGAUGGACUAUGAAGAGUUUGUCAGAGGUUGCCAUCUUGGGGUAUUCCCAUCCUACUACGAGCCCUGGGGUUACACUCCCGCUGAGUGCACCGUCAUGGGGAUACCCAGUGUGACCACAAACCUCUCUGGAUUUGGCUGUUUCAUGCAGGAGCAUGUGGCUGAUCCAGCUGCUUAUGGUAUUUACAUUGUGGACAGGAGAUUCCGCUCCCCAGACGAGUCUUGCAAUCAGCUGACGCAAUUCCUGUAUGGAUUCUGCCAGCAGUCACGUCGGCAAAGAAUCAUCCAGAGAAACCGAACGGAGAGGCUCUCUGACUUGCUAGACUGGCGAUAUCUAGGCAGGUAUUACACACAUGCCAGGCACUUGGCUGUGAGUCGGACAUUUCCUGAAAAAUUCAAGAUGGAACCAAAUGCUCCACCAAAGACUGAAGGAUUUCGGUACCCACGGCCUUCAUCGGUGCCUCCAUCCCCGUCUGUGUCUCAGCACAACAGCCCCCACCAAAGUGAUGAGGAGAUUAGCGAGGAAGAUGAACGCUACGACGAGGAUGAGGAGGCCGAGAGGGACAGGCAGAACAUAAAGUCUCCUUUCUCCUUCAGCACUGUGCCACAUGGGAAAAAGAAGCAGCAUGGGGAAUAUAGGAACUGAUGCAAUAGCCCUUUUCUUGUGGCACAUGGGGUCCCACCCAUUCCACUCUGCUUGUGUCACCUUCAAGGUCAAAUGGUUCAAACCUGAUCUAAGGGGAGUGUAAAUGAAUGCUAUGUGACCUCAAGGUCUGAAAUAUCUUGAAUUCCCCUGCUCCUUGUUCCUUCAUUAUAAAUAGUUCUGAUGGUGCAUUUCCCCCCUCUUCCCUCUCUUAUUUUGAUGAUAGAAGAAGAAAUUUAGAAAAGUGUGUGAAACAUCAGGGCUGCAUGCUGGUUUUUGUAUUUGGACCCCUAAUGUCUUGUUACUGGAGGAAAGAAAGAGGAGCAAAGUGUCCUAUUACCUUGUUGUAAAAAAGUCUUUCCUUCUGUUAGAUUUGCGCCCACAAAUUUUUUUUUAAAGGUGGCCUAUUACGAAUAAAGUGGCAGGAAAAAAAUAA
This is a messenger RNA of Rhineura floridana, 2988 nucleotides long. RefSeq names its product glycogen synthase 2 (gene GYS2). Gene Ontology annotation, biological process: glycogen biosynthetic process. Gene Ontology annotation, cellular component: cytoplasm. Lineage: Eukaryota; Metazoa; Chordata; Lepidosauria; Squamata; Rhineuridae. The record is from RefSeq and is a predicted model, not a curated record. Gene Ontology annotation, molecular function: alpha-1,4-glucan glucosyltransferase (UDP-glucose donor) activity. The transcript is spliced from 16 exons. Bases 441 to 2555 code for a protein of 704 amino acids.